AUGAAAUCCCAGAAGGAAUGGUUUUAGAGAAGCAUGGGGGGAAAAAACGAGGAGGAAAAAAUGAAGUUAGUAUACAUAAGAGAAGCUAUUUGCAGCUUACCCAGGUGUGCUCUGAAAGUCAAACCCCUACAUCAGCAAUUAGCUAGAAACCUUAAGCUCCUCUAUCUCUUAGCACGAUCAAAUCAGAGAGCAUGGGAAACACACACACACACACACACACACACACACACACUUCAUGGGGUCCUACCUGCAAGUCUUAGAAAAACAGUUUCCAUGGGUGGAAGAAUGAGACCAGGUAACAUACUAAGGAGGCUGUGAUUUUAGCAGACUUCCCAAGAACACUGAUGUAGGAGGUUCAUUAUUUUAAUUCCUCGGAGGUAUUUCUUUUGUUUUUUUCUUUGGAAAGUGUGUAAAUAAUUGCAGGACUGCUCUGUUUCCAAAACUGGACAGUGAGUUAAACAACAACUACAACGACAACAGGUCUUAUCCUGGCCACCAUGGAAUUUCUUGAAAGAACUUACCUCGUGAACGACAAAGCCACCAAGAUGUAUGCCUUCUCACUAGACAGCGUGGAACUCCAACAGAAGCCUGUGACUAAAGAUCAAUGUCCUGGAGAGAGGCCAGAGGAGCUGGAGUCAGGAGGCAUCUAUCACUGCCACAGCAAUUCCAAGGCUGCUGGGAACGAGGCAAAUGAGCAAGUUCACGCCAAGUGGAAACUCUGUGCCGCUUCAGCAAUAUGCUUUGUUUUCAUGAUUGCAGAGGUGGUGGGUGGGCACAUUGCUGGGAGUCUUGCUGUCGUCACAGAUGCUGCCCACCUCUUGAUUGACCUGACUAGUUUUCUGCUCAGUCUCUUCUCCUUGUGGUUGUCUUCAAAACCCCCUUCCAAGCAGCUGACGUUUGGAUGGCACCGAGCAGAGAUCCUUGGUGCCCUGCUGUCCAUCCUGUGCAUUUGGGUGGUGACCGGCGUGCUGGUAUACCUGGCAGGUGAGCGCUUGCUGCACCCCGAAUACCAAAUCCAGGCAACUGUGAUGAUCAUCGUUUCAGGCUGUGCAGUGGCAGCCAACAUUGUACUGACUAUGAUUUUGCACCAGAGACACCUUGGCCACAAUCGCAGGGAAGCCCAAAGUAAUGCCAGUAUCAGAGCAGCUUUUGUGCAUGCGCUUGGAGAUCUAUUUCAGAGCAUCAGUGUGCUAAUCAGUGCCCUUAUUAUCUACUUUAAGCCAGACUACAAGAUAGCUGACCCGAUCUGCACAUUCAUCUUCUCCAUUCUGGUUUUGGCUAGCACUAUCACAAUCUUAAAGGACUUCACCAUCUUACUCAUGGAAGGUGUGCCAAAGGGUCUGAACUAUAGUGGUGUGAAAGAGCUCAUCUUAGCAGUUGAUGGGGUGGUGUCUGUGCAUAGCCUGCACAUCUGGUCUCUAACAAUGAACCAAGUGAUUCUCUCAGCUCAUGUUGCCACAGCAACCAGCCGGGACAGCCAGGUCGUUCGGAGAGAGAUUGCAAGAGCUCUCAGCAAUAGCUUUACCAUACAGUCACUCACCAUUCAGAUGGAAUCUCCAGCUGAUCAGGACCCCAGCUGCCUGUUCUGUGAAGACCCCCAGGACUAGCUCUGUCACUUUGUCAGCUUCUCACAUUUGAUAGGUCACUCCAUGCUGCUAUAUAGUUUCUGGAACCAAAGGAAAUAAGGAUCCAAACAAAGAAAUUUGAGAGACAGUGUGGUAUACAUUUUAUUAUUUAUUUAUCUCCAUCUACCAGGAACAGAUAUGUAUUUAGCUCCAUCAGUCAAUUGGAUUACAUACUCAUCACUAGCUGUGUUCAAUGGCAAAAAUGUGUGUAUAGAUUAUUCCUAAUUGGGGCUGAAAUAACAGAUGUUUGUAGUCACAGGCAGUAAAAGGCUCACCUCCUUUCAAUAAUGCAUCCUGAGAAUGAGUGGGUAAAGUUGAAUAUGGGAAAGUCUUGUCAGUGGCAGGAACAAAUUACCAAAAAUUUUUCAUAAAAUAUGAGAGGGAGGGACCAGCAGAUGAUGUAAUGAUUACAUCAUU
Tupaia belangeri chinensis (Chinese tree shrew) is the source of this 2042-nucleotide messenger RNA. RefSeq names its product solute carrier family 30 member 8 (gene SLC30A8). NCBI's taxonomy places the organism in Eukaryota, Metazoa, Chordata, Mammalia, Scandentia, Tupaiidae. Gene Ontology annotation, cellular component: plasma membrane. Gene Ontology annotation, molecular function: zinc ion transmembrane transporter activity. The record is from RefSeq and is a predicted model, not a curated record. The coding region runs from base 498 to 1607 and encodes 369 amino acids. Gene Ontology annotation, biological process: response to glucose; response to zinc ion; insulin secretion. The transcript is spliced from 8 exons.